AUGGAUUCAGACCUGGCAAAUGCUGGGUUCACCCAUGUGUGGCUACCCCCCGUCUCCCACUCAGUUGCACCCCAAGGCUAUAUGCCAGGAAGAUUGUAUGAUCUGGACGCAUCCAAAUACGGAAAUGAACAGGAACUGAAGUCAUUAGUUAAGGCUUUCCGUGACAAGGGCAUCAAAUGCGUUGCUGAUAUUGUAAUAAACCACAGAUGUGCUGAUAAACAAGACAGCAGAGGUAUAUAUUGCAUAUUUGAGGGAGGGACUUCUGAUGAUCGCCUUGACUGGGGGCCGUCAUUCAUCUGCAAAGACGACACACAGUAUUCAGAUGGCACUGGGAACCCUGAUACCGGAGAUGACUUUAAACCUGCUCCAGACAUUGACCAUCUCAAUCCCAGAGUACAAAAGGAGUUAUCAGACUGGAUGAACUGGCUCAAGACUGAAAUUGGAUUUGAUGGUUGGCGGUUUGACUUUGUCAAGGGAUAUUCCGAUGGAAAGUUGGAUUAUAAUCAGGACCGGCAUCGGAAUGAACUGAUGCAGUGGGUUCAGAAUGCGGGAGGGAGAGUUACAGCUUUCGAUUUCACAACAAAGGGAAUUCUUCAAGCUGCAGUGCAGGGAGAAUUGUGGAGAUUGAAGGAUUCUAAUGGAAAACCUCCUGGAAUGAUGGGUAUUUUGCCACAGAAUGCUGUUACUUUUAUUGACAAUCAUGAUACAGGAUCCACACAGAAAAUUUGGCCAUUUCCAUCUGAUAAAGUCAGUCUAGGAUAUGCUUAUAUUCUUACUCAUCCAGGGAUUCCAUCAGUAUUCUACGAUCAUUUCUUUGAUUGGGGGAAGAAGGACGAAAUCACUAAACUGUCAAUGAUUAGGUCAAGGAAUGGCAUCUCACCAACUAGCAAAGUGCAGAUUAUGGCUUCUGAUUCUGAUCUCUAUGUAGCAAUGAUUGAUGAUAAAAUUAUUGUCAAAAUUGGACCAAAGAUGGAUCUUGGAAAUCUAAUUCCACCAAAUUUUCAGGUUGCAACCUCUGGAAUAGACUACGCUGUUUGGGAGAAAAAUAUGUAA
Messenger RNA from Fraxinus pennsylvanica, 1053 nucleotides. The record is from the annotation of a GenBank genome assembly. Lineage: Eukaryota; Viridiplantae; Streptophyta; Magnoliopsida; Lamiales; Oleaceae.